Molecule: messenger RNA, 4755 nt
Organism: Nomascus leucogenys (northern white-cheeked gibbon)
Lineage: Eukaryota; Metazoa; Chordata; Mammalia; Primates; Hylobatidae
Gene: DNAJC10
Product: DnaJ heat shock protein family (Hsp40) member C10
Exons: 22
Coding region: 987-3368 (793 amino acids)
Biological process (GO): protein folding in endoplasmic reticulum
Cellular component (GO): endoplasmic reticulum
Molecular function (GO): disulfide oxidoreductase activity
Source: RefSeq, a predicted model, not a curated record
CAUUUAGGAUUAAAUGAAAAACAGAAAUGAGGUGCAAGGAGCGUUAGAUUUUUCAAAGCAUUACGAGAUCUGUGGAACUAAAAUAUAGUGGUUGAAAUGUGAUAUGAUGAAGUAAUGAUUGUUUUUGCCAUGCAGAGUAUGUCUAAAUAACCGAUUCCCUUCUCUUUUCGUGUUUUGUUUCUACUUACACCAAACAUGAACUUUGCAAUAAAAUUACACUGGUAACUUACAAUUAUUUUUCUGCUAUUUUUAGAAAAUGGCCUCUACUUAAAUUCAGUAUAAGCACCUUCUGAGAAAACUCCGGGAAAAAGAUCGACUGCUGUGUAGAUUGUCUAUUAUAACAGUAUACUUCACUGUCAUUUCUGGUAGGGUUGUAUGAGAAGUAAAGAACCCUAUGUUUCCUUCUAGUCCCUCCCAAGGACAUUUCCUACAAGUGAAUUCUGCUGAAAAUGAAAAUUAGACAGCUUUAGGAGGUAAAGAAGUAGCUAAAAGGGAGAGGUAUUAAAGGCAACGCUAUAACUGGGUAGAAAGAGGAAGGACAUGUAGCUUAUUGCCACCUUUGUGUUCUGAUGCACGUCAGAGGUAUUUUCUCAGUGUAUAGAUUGCUGAGUGUGUGUGUGCGAGCUACUUACUACCACUCAUGACCUUUUAUCUGCUAUCUUCAGUGAUUUCACAAAUCUAGCUACAUGGGUGUGGAAAGAGUGAAAAAUAGAAAGUGGGGCAUUCACACUGAUUUGCCAUUUAAUGGAGAUUGUAUUGCUGACCAUGUUCUUUGAUAAAUAAAUUGUGCUAUUGUUUUUAGUUCAAAAUGUAUUUUAACUGCCUGCUUUUCUUUCUUAGAUUAAUAUUUUUGGGGACAGAUUUGUGAUGCUUGAUUCACCCUUGAAGUAAUGUGGACAGAAGUUCUCAAAUUUGCAUAUUACAUCAACUGGAACCAGCAGUGAAUCUUAAUGUUCACUUAAAUCAGAACUUGCAUAAGAAAGAGAAUGGGAGUCUGGUUAAAUAAAGAUGACUAUAUCAGAGACUUGAAAAGGAUCAUUCUCUGUUUUCUGAUAGUAUAUAUGGCCAUUUUAGUGGGCACAGAUCAGGAUUUUUACAGUUUACUUAGAGUAUCGAAAACUGCAAGCAGUAGAGAAAUAAGACAAGCUUUCAAGAAAUUGGCAUUGAAGUUACAUCCUGAUAAAAACCCGAAUAACCCAAAUGCACAUGGAGAUUUUUUAAAAAUAAAUAGAGCAUAUGAAGUACUCAAAGAUGAAGAUCUACGGAAAAAGUAUGACAAAUAUGGAGAAAAGGGACUUGAGGAUAAUCAAGGUGGCCAGUAUGAAAGCUGGAACUAUUAUCGUUAUGAUUUUGGUAUUUAUGAUGAUGAUCCUGAAAUCAUAACAUUGGAAAGAAGAGAAUUUGAUGCUGCUGUUAAUUCUGGAGAACUGUGGUUUGUAAAUUUUUACUCCCCAGGCUGUUCACACUGCCAUGAUUUAGCUCCCACAUGGAGAGACUUUGCUAAAGAAGUGGAUGGGUUACUUCGAAUUGGAGCUGUUAACUGUGGUGAUGAUAGAAUGCUUUGCCGAAUGAAAGGAGUCAACAGCUAUCCCAGUCUCUUCAUUUUUCGGUCUGGAAUGGCCCCAGUGAAAUAUCAUGGAGACAGAUCAAAGGAGAGUUUAGUGAGUUUUGCAAUGCAGCAUGUUAGAAGUACAGUGACAGAACUUUGGACAGGAAAUUUUGUUAACUCCAUACAAACUGCUUUUGCUGCUGGUAUUGGCUGGCUGAUCACUUUUUGUUCAAAAGGAGGAGAUUGUUUGACUUCACAGACACGACUCAGGCUUAGUGGCAUGUUGGAUGGUCUUGUUAAUGUAGGAUGGAUGGACUGUGCCACCCAGGAUAACCUUUGUAAAAGCUUAGAUAUUACAACAAGUACUACUGCUUAUUUUCCUCCUGGAGCCACUUUAAAUAACAAAGAGAAAAACAGUAUUUUGUUUCUUAACUCAUUGGAUGCUAAAGAAAUAUAUUUGGAAGUAAUACAUAAUCUUCCAGAUUUUGAGCUACUUUCGGCAAACACACUAGAGGAUCGUUUGGCUCAUCAUCGGUGGCUCUUAUUUUUUCAUUUUGGAAAAAAUGAAAAUUCAAAUGAUCCUGAGUUGAAAAAACUAAAAACUCUACUUAAAAAUGAUCAUAUUCAAGUUGGCAGGUUUGACUGUUCCACUGCACCAGACAUCUGUAGUAAUCUGUAUGUUUUUCAGCCGUCUCUAGCAGUAUUUAAAGGACAAGGAACCACAGAAUACGAAAUUCAUCAUGGAAAGAAGAUUCUAUAUGAUAUACUUGCCUUUGCCAAAGAAAGUGUGAAUUCUCAUGUUACCACGCUUGGACCUCAAAAUUUUCCUGCCAGUGACAAAGAACCAUGGCUUGUUGAUUUCUUUGCCCCUUGGUGUCCACCAUGUCGAGCUUUACUACCAGAGUUACGAAGAGCAUCAAAUCUUCUUUAUGGUCAGCUUAAGUUUGGUACACUAGAUUGUACAGUUCAUGAGGGACUCUGUAACAUGUAUAACAUUCAGGCUUAUCCAACAACAGUAGUAUUCAACCAGUCCAACAUUCAUGAGUAUGAAGGACAUCACUCUGCUGAACAAAUCUUGGAGUUCAUAGAGGAUCUUAUGCAUCCUUCAGUGGUCUCCCUUACACCCGCCACCUUCAAUGAACUAGUUACACAAAGAAAACACAACGAAGUCUGGAUGGUUGAUUUCUAUUCUCCGUGGUGUCAUCCUUGUCAAGUCUUAAUGCCAGAAUGGAAAAGAAUGGCCCGGACAUUAACUGGACUGAUCAAUGUGGGCAGUAUAGAUUGCCAACAAUAUCAUUCUUUUUGUGCCCAGGAAAACGUUCAAAGAUACCCUGAGAUAAGAUUUUUUCCCCCAAAAUCAAAUAAAGCUUAUCAGUAUCACAGUUACAAUGGUUGGAAUAGGGAUGCUUAUUCCCUGAGAAUCUGGGGUCUAGGACUUUUACCUCAAGUAUCCACAGAUCUAACACCUCAGACUUUUAGUGAAAAAGUUCUACAAGGGAAAAAUCAUUGGGUGAUUGAUUUCUAUGCUCCUUGGUGUGGACCUUGCCAGAAUUUUGCUCCAGAAUUUGAGCUCUUGGCUAGGAUGAUUAAAGGAAAAGUGAAAGCUGGAAAAGUAGACUGUCAGGCUUAUGCUCAGACAUGCCAGAAAGCUGGGAUCAGGGCCUAUCCAACUGUUAAAUUUUAUUUCUACGAAAGAGCAAAGAGAAAUUUUCAAGAAGAGCAGAUAAAUACCAGAGAUGCAAAAGCAAUCGCUGCCUUAAUAAAUGAAAAAUUGGAAACUCUCCAAAAUCAAGGCAAGAGGAAUAAGGAUGAACUUUGAUAAUGUUGAAGAUGAAGAAAUAAAAGAAAUUCUGACAGAUGACAUCAGAAGCCACCUAUUUAGAAUGUUACAUUUAUGAUGGGAAUGAAUGAACAUUAUCUUAGACUUGCAGUUGUACUGCCAGAAUUAUCUACAGCACUGAUGUAAAAGAAGGGUCUGCAAACUUUUUCUGUAAAGGGCUGGUUUAUAAAUAUUUUAGACUUUGCAGGCUAUAUGGUUCACACAUGAGAACAAGAAUAGAGUCAUCAUGUAUUCUUCUCUGUUAUUUACUUUUAACAACUCUUUAAAAAAUAUUAAAACAAUUCUUAGCUCAGAGCCAUAGAAAAGUAGGCCAUAUUCAGUCCAUGGACCAUAGAUUGCUGUCCCCCUCUACGGACUUAUGAUGUUUCAGGUGGCUGGCUUGAACACGAGUCUGCUGUGCUAUUAUCUACAUAAAUGUCUAAGUUGUAUAAAGUCCACUUUCCCUUCACGUUUUUUGGCUAGCCUGAAAAGAGGUAACUUAGUUUUUGGUCACUUGUUCUCCUAAAAAUACUAUCCCUGACCAUAUAUUUAUAUUUCGUUUUAAAAACACCCAUGAUGUGGCACAGUAAACAAACCCUGUUAUUCUGUUAUUAUGAAGAGAUUCUAUAUUAUUAUGAAGAGAUUAUUCAUUGUUUUCUUUCCUUCUCAAAGGUUGCAAAAAUGCUUUUAAGUUUUCACAGCUGAGAAACAGUCAGCAGUAUAUGUGCACACAGUAAGUACACAAAUUUGAGCAACAGUAAGUGCACAAAUCCUGUAGAUUGCUGUAUCAUCCAGGAAAACCUGAGGGAAAAAAAUUAUAGCAGUUAUUAUCUGGGCAUUGUAGAGUAUCCUAAAUAUGUUAUCAAGUAUUUAGAGUUCUAUAUUUUAAAGAUAUAUGUGUUCAUGUAUUUUCUGAAAUUGCUUUCAUAGAAAUUUUCCCACUGAUAGUUGACUUUUGAGGCAUCUAAUAUUUACAUAUUUGCCUUCUGAACUUUGUUUUGACCUGUAUCCUUUAUUUACAUUGGGUUUUUCUUUCAUAGUUUUGGUUUUUCCCUCCUGUCCAGUCUAUUUAUUAUUCAAAUAGGAAAAAUUACAGGUUGUUUUACUGUAGCUCAUAAUGAUACUGUAGUUAUUCCAGUUAUAGUUUACUGUCAGAGGGCUGCCUUUUUCAGAUAAAUAUUGACAUAAUAACUGAAGUUAUUUUUAUAAGAAAAUCAAGUAUAUAAAUCUAGGAAAGGGAUCUUUUAGUUUCUGUGUUGUUUAGACUCAAAAAAUCACAAAUUUGUCAGUAACAUGUAGUUGUUCAGUUAUAAUUCGGAGUGUACAGAAUGAUAAAAAUUCCAAUUAGUCGUAAGAGGUCAGUGAAUUAAAAGGCUUGCAAUUUUUU